Messenger RNA from Schistosoma turkestanicum, 908 nucleotides. The record is from the annotation of a GenBank genome assembly. NCBI's taxonomy places the organism in Eukaryota, Metazoa, Platyhelminthes, Trematoda, Strigeidida, Schistosomatidae.
GCUCGUGAAAAAGAUAUUGGAUAUUGGAUCAAGAUGUGACCUUGAGUUUAGCGCUCGUUUCGUAUGGAAUGGAUAAUAUGUUUCCAAAUAUUUCAACCUAUGAUUUUGAUUAUUCAGCUGAUAUCAACAGAAAGAUGCGAGUUCCACAGAAAAUUAUACUCGAUUCUGAUAAUUCAGUAGCUCUCAGUGAGGCUCCUGAUGCAUCUUUCUGCAACUAUCCAGCUGCAGAUUUAAUUUUAGAUAUCAAACGUUCAUCAGAGCUUACUCCAGGAUAUAGUCCCGACGUACUGAAUAAUAGUGACGUUCACUCAAAGUUAGUUUGCAAUGCCAAAGCUCAAGCCUCUUCUAACUCAACAGGUAGUUCAGCAAAGGCUACUGCUUCUGCUGGAGUAUCCUUGGAGAAAACUUCUAGUCAUCGCACUGAAGAACCUCUUUCUGUAUCAAAAUGUCCCCCCACUUGUAGUAAAGAACACGGGUCUAUUGAAAAUCGUCUUGUGAAACUGGAAAGACGGAUAUCUCAUUUGGAAUUUCAACAAGCUGUCAUGAAGAGUGGCUUAACAAUGUAUAUAUUGUAUCGCAUCAUUAGAUGGAUAAUGAAAAGUUCGCAAUAAACUCAUAAUUAUUUCUAUAAUCUCAUUGUAUUUUAAAAAAAGCAACUAUAUAUAUAUAUAUAUUGUCAAUAAGUUUCAUGUAAAAUCAAAUCAUCACCUUUCUAUCUAUUUUUACUUCAAAGUCUACAUUACACACUAUACGUCAUUACAUCGGCCAGUUUGGUAAUAAUAGUAGUAGGAGGAAAUUUUGUUAGAGUUUUAUAAUUAUCUCUUUCUUUUCAAAAACAACGUCACAAAUACUAUCUUAUCUACUUAUUUGUGUUAUCAGAAUGCAAUAAAUGUAUAUAUCAUGUAUUC